AUGAUGACAGGUUUCAAGGAAGUCGCGGCUUCACAUCAUCAUCAUGAAACUAACGGGAAAACGUUGUUACAAUGGUUUACUCUGGUACAUGGGUGCAGCUACAUCACCGAGUUUCUGAGUCUGACUGGGGUACAUGACUGGAUCAAUCUGAACGAAGCUAGCCCAAGCAGGUCCAUGUACAGGAUUCUACGGCAAGCUAGACCUACAAAUUCGAUUAGGCUAAAUCAGUCUAAUCCUUGCCGGCAACCAACAGUUUGCUCUCGCCUGUGUGCCGUCUGGCAGGAGCUGGGGCUGGAGCUGCACCAGUCUCCUCGCCUUGGACGGCCCCUGAUGCCGUGCUCCUGCAGUGUGCCCACCGUGAGCAUCCAACGGCGCCGUGUCCAACUUUCUCCGGCUGCCGUCCGGGGAGCCUGCAGCUGGAGCGCGCGGAUAUCGGCCGGGGGUCGACUGCGUGGGACGGCACACGCUAGAGGGUGCUUGCACGACCGUGGCCGCCAUUUUUUCUGUUUCAACUAA
Messenger RNA from Triticum turgidum subsp. durum (durum wheat), 516 nucleotides. NCBI's taxonomy places the organism in Eukaryota, Viridiplantae, Streptophyta, Magnoliopsida, Poales, Poaceae. The record is from the annotation of a GenBank genome assembly.